AUGGACGCAAGAAUCACCAGAGUGGAGGAGCGUUUGGGACGUGUGGAGGACAGCAUUGAGUCGUUACGUGACUUCAUUGGUUCUGAAAUUCAGAGGGCUUUGACGGCGGUUCAAGACAAUAUUACAGCAUGGGCUGGCAGCAGUGUUUACUACCUUCUAAAUUUAUGGUCUAAAUCAGUGACAUCUGUGCGCUAUCUCAAGAGUGACAAACCUAACCUGCUAGAGGAAUAUGUCCCUAAAGUUAUAGAAUGUUUUGUGUCAUCGAGAUUUGAUUCAUUACAGUCUGAACUAUCUGAUGAACUCGGUGAAGACCCACUUGACAAUGUUGAAGUACUUCAAGAUCAGCUUGAAUUUUUUCCUUACCUAUGUAGAUUUCAGUAUGAAGGUUGCAGUUCAUACUUAAUGAAGAUAGUGGAGCCUAUCAUGCAAAGCUAUAUGAAGGAAGCAAAUCUCCAAAUCCCCAUGGAUAGUUAUGAACUUUCUAUAACAGAGUCCAAACUUGCUUGGUUCACACACAUAGUUGCUGCAAUACUCAAGACAAAGCAGAUGUCUGGUUUUAGUGGAGAAUCACAUGAGAUACUCGAUGCAGAGAUUUCAGCAUGUGUUCUGCAAUUGGUAAAUAUUUCUGACAGUGGGAUUCACAAUAAGGUAUAUGAAUAUUCAAGGAUAAAAUUUGGUGUAUCUUAUAAUAUUUGAAAUGCUGCAUGAUCU
Molecule: messenger RNA, 711 nt
Organism: Cicer arietinum (chickpea)
Lineage: Eukaryota; Viridiplantae; Streptophyta; Magnoliopsida; Fabales; Fabaceae
Biological process (GO): protein export from nucleus
Cellular component (GO): cytoplasm; nuclear pore
Molecular function (GO): nuclear export signal receptor activity
Source: RefSeq, a predicted model, not a curated record